Molecule: messenger RNA, 1052 nt
Organism: Aspergillus candidus
Lineage: Eukaryota; Fungi; Ascomycota; Eurotiomycetes; Eurotiales; Aspergillaceae
Product: Ac45/VOA1 transmembrane domain-containing protein
Exons: 5
Coding region: 69-944 (291 amino acids)
Biological process (GO): fungal-type cell wall biogenesis; (1->6)-beta-D-glucan biosynthetic process
Cellular component (GO): endoplasmic reticulum membrane
Source: RefSeq, a predicted model, not a curated record
CCUCUCUCCUCUCCCCAGACUAUCCUCCACUCGACUCUGUUAGACCAGCGGUCGAUUCCCACAUAAUCAUGCAUCUACGAGGUCUCUCCCUGCUCGCUCUGGCAGCAGCAACCGCCAACGCCUUCCGAGACUCCUCUCCUUUCUUCCUUGCCUCGACCUCUGAAAUCCUUACGCAACCCGCAAACCUCAAGAGCGCGACGGACCUGCUCGAUGACCUUUCCUCGGCCCUCCGUGGCUGCCCCUCCGAUUACUAUGUCCUCGCUUCUCAACCGGGGGUCCACAGCACCGACUUCUCCAAGCGCAACGCUGCCCCUCGCCUCGGCGCGAAGAUGACGGGCAAAGACCGGGAUAUCUCGUCGAAGAUGAUUGUCAGUGAGGUGGUGGGGGCGUUGGAGGCCAAGCAGAUCCAGGACGUGCUGGAGAAGGAGUGUGGGGCGCAGACGACUGUCGUGGAUGGUUCUUCGGGAUCGUAUCCCUCUGAUUUCGGGGCUGAGCCUCGUGUGAUCCUGGUGGACUUUCCCAAUCUUUCCCUGGGGUCGGAUCGCGCGCAGCAGCUCUCCGACAACGAUGGUCUUCUGUCGGACGUCGUCGAGCGGAUCCCGUCGUCAAAGAAGUACACGAUCCUCUACGUCACCUCGCCGAGGGAGUUCGAAGAGCCCACUCACGGCAUGUCUCAAUCGAACCACGGAUCCUACCAAGAUCCCGUCCACAUGGACUUGAAGCGGGACUACUCGGCACAUUCUCGUCGGGAACAGCCUGCGUCCAACAGCUCGUUGUUCCAGGAAUACCAAUACUUCACUCCCGGUAUCUUCAUGGGAUUCAUGGCGACCUUCUUGUUCCUGGCUAUUUUCUACGUUGGUCUCAGCGCUCUCCUGAGUCUGCAGGUCCCCUAUGCGGCGUUUGAGAAGGACACGUCGGCUACGGUGCAAAAGAAGCAGCAGUGAUUGAUGAACUUAUCUGGGGGGGGGGAGAUGUUACUUAUGCUAUGAUACACCUUGUUGAUUCAUGUUGGCGACUAUCCUUGUAUUAUGCUAUUAAGUGUGAUUAUUGCA